AUGAAUGCUCCUCACAAGGCCUCCCUGUCUCACGAGCUGAUUGCCGGUGCCGCCGCUUACGAGGCCGCAAAGGCCUAUGAGGACCACGUCCAGAAGAAUGGAUACACAGGAAAGCCAGACAGCCAUGCUAAGGCCAAGGAGAUCCUCGCUGGCUUCGCUGGAGCCUUCACAGACCGCAUCAUCGAGACCAAGGGCCUUGACUACAUUGAUAAGGAGAAGGUGAAGUACCAGGCCCAUGAGCAUGCUCAGGAUGCCCUUGGACGGGAGUACUAG
Messenger RNA from Trichophyton benhamiae CBS 112371, 273 nucleotides. RefSeq lists its product as uncharacterized. The coding region runs from base 1 to 273 and encodes 90 amino acids. The transcript is spliced from 2 exons. The record is from RefSeq and is a predicted model, not a curated record. NCBI's taxonomy places the organism in Eukaryota, Fungi, Ascomycota, Eurotiomycetes, Onygenales, Arthrodermataceae.